Phanerochaete carnosa HHB-10118-sp is the source of this 570-nucleotide messenger RNA. RefSeq lists its product as uncharacterized. The transcript has 2 exons. The record is from RefSeq and is a predicted model, not a curated record. Lineage: Eukaryota; Fungi; Basidiomycota; Agaricomycetes; Polyporales; Phanerochaetaceae. The annotation marks the transcript as partial.
AAACAGAUAGAGGACCGCCGUGCACGCAUGUCUGAUGUCCUCAUUUUUGACAUCCUGCUCUCGGCGGGUGGAGUCAAGCACCCAUACACCUUGUAUCCGCCGCGCGACCUCGACUCGCUCAGACGCCUCUUGGAUGUUAUAGAAGAUACCACAUACGACACGUUAAAGAAGGACUGCCUUAUAUACUUCCUUCUCAAGUGGCAUCAAGACGGGCGAGAAGACAAGUUCCAGGAGGAACGUUGCAUUCCACCACAGUUUGUGGCCCUCGCUGACGCGUAUUGGCAUCUCGAUUCAGGUAUAGACGUGCCUCAUGCCGUAAGCCUGCUCUCUGACGCGCGGUUGAACCGCGAUUAUCCUUCAAAGAUUCUCCAAGCUCUCUCUCUGGAAGAAAACGCCAAUGAUCUCAUCCUUAGAUAUGUGCGCACCGCCAAGCCUUUGUUGACUCAGCCAGACGACAUCGACGCAUAUUCAAUAGCGUUGGCAGAGUCCAGCUUGUCGGCAGCAUGGAAUUACCAACGGACAUUCCUGGAAGGGAGUUCCUCGCGGUCCAGGGUUAUUCACAAUAUCUUU